This is a messenger RNA of Magallana angulata, 3465 nucleotides long. RefSeq lists its product as uncharacterized. Bases 1 to 3465 code for a protein of 1154 amino acids. The record is from RefSeq and is a predicted model, not a curated record. Gene Ontology annotation, molecular function: zinc ion binding; nucleic acid binding. Lineage: Eukaryota; Metazoa; Mollusca; Bivalvia; Ostreida; Ostreidae. The transcript has a single exon.
AUGUCAGAAAGCGACAACAUACUUGACAACACUAUUACUGCUACAACAGAUACUGAUGACUUCAAUAAUCCUUGUUUAGUCAUUCCUUCAGUUGAACAAAGUACUGUCAUGGUUUUAGAAAAAGUUGACAGGAGCUUAGGUAGCCUCACCCUCAACUUAGAGGAAGCAACAAAAUUGAUGUUAAGUAAGCAGGAUUCAGCUUUAGAUAGACAAAUGCAAUUGGUGAUGAACAAUGAGAGGCUGUUAUCUGCUACGAUAGACAAACAAUUAAACAUUAUAAAGAAUCAAGAGCGACUUCUGUCUGAAUCGAUAGAGAGUCAAAAAGAGAUGGUUAGGAGACAAGAAAAACUUUUCUCGGACAUAACUGAAGGGCUCACACAGGUCCUGGAGCGUUCACUUAGUCGAGGGGACAGCCCCAGACAGGUACACGCAUACCAGGACCACAAAACAGAAAUGUUGAACAGUCAAGGGGACAGCCCCAGACUGUACCAACAUGACGAGGAAGGAAAACGACAACACAAUGCUGCAGAAUGGCUUGGGUUUUCAACACCCCAUAGCAAUACAAACACCAAUUGUCAUAGCUCAUCAUAUUCAGGUCAAGCUUUGCAGAGAAACCACCAGACAAGUAAUGGCUUCAGACAACCUACCUCGACUCCCAUACCUGGACCAAGCAACAAACCAUUCCAGCCAUUGCUAGAUACAAUAAACCAGUUCGAGUCUGGCCGAAGCCUAGGAUCUAUGAGCACAAGAAAUGAUUAUAUGCCAAGGCAAAAGUUACCAGUAUUUGAUGGGAGUGGAGACUGGGAAGGAUUCCUUCUAACUUUCAAUAGAGCAGCACAGAGAUAUGAAUGGGGAGAUGAAGAACGCCUUGACCGAUUCAUAGAAUGCUUGAGAGGCCAAGCAUCAAAAUACCUAUGCAGCCUACCAAAAUCUGUUCAGAAUGACUACCCAAAGUUAUUAAAACUUAUGUCAGAUAGAUUCAACCGAAAGGAUCCACCUGCUACUGCAAGAAAACGACUAGAGGAAGUAAGACAGAAGGGAGAAUCUGAUGAUGAGUUUGCCGAGACUGUGCGGCGUUUGGUUUCGCAAGCUUUUCCCUCUGUAAGCAUUGAACUCCAAGAGGAAAUAGCUGCAGAAUCCUUCUUAAAGGGUUAUAAAAAUGCUAAGAUUGGAUAUGAAGCGUUAAACAAAAUGCCGAAAACUAUAUCUGAAGCCUUAGAUGUUGUUAUACAGUUACAACACAACUUCAGAGCUACAAUAGGUCGUGAAAAUGUUCAAUUCCAGCGCCAUUCUAGAAGAGUAUCCUGGCAAGACGACCUCUGUAACAUUGACAGUGAGGAAGGUAGUUCUUGUGAAAAUGUGCGAUCAGUGGCAUCCCCUGAAGCAAAGGAGAAAACACUUAAGGAGGCAAUUCAGGAAUUAAAGGCCUUGAUAGAGCACAGAACAGCAGAAAUGAGAUCAUCUCAAAGGUCUUCAUCCCCCAGAAGAGGUUGUUUUAAGUGUGGAGAAUAUAACCAUUUUCAAAGAGAUUGUCCAACAUCUCCAUUACAAUCUCCUAGAAAAAGCGAAUUAAAUGAGAAGGACACCUCAAAGAAACUUUUUAAGAUUGGAAGUGAAAAUGGGAAAACAAUUAGAGUACCAGUGCAAAUAAAUGGGGAGCAGACUCUAGCAGUGAUUGCUACUGGAGCUGAAGUAACUGUCUUAUCAGAAGACUUUGUGAGAAACAGAAGCUUAGCGUAUUCUGGUGGUAACAAAACAACAACACCGUUAAAUGCAGAAGGUGGCAAUAAGAUGUCUGCAGUUACUGAUGUCGGAGUAAGAGUUGAUCUGGGAAGGUCAUCCAUUGAUUGGAAGGUCUGCAUUGCACCCAUACGUGAUGAGGUGUGGAUCGGGAUAGAUUUGUUGAUGGCCCUUGAUGCUGUUGUUUUGACAAGACAAGGUGAUUUGUUGGUUAGGGGUGAACUCGUAAUUGGAAAUGUGGAUUCACCAAACAAAAUGCAUGUAGCAAGAGUUAGCAUUGAAAAAGAUACCACUCUGCCCCCAAUGAGUGAGACAAUACUAAGUGGAUGUGUUGAUAAACCCGAUCAACAACUAGUGGGAGUACAUGAGCCAGCAUCUUUGAAAAAUGGUGCUCACACUGGAUCCGUACAAUUAAAAAUGAAUGAUCGAAUACCUGUUCGAAUCCUUAACCCAACCCCCCAAGAACUAAAGUUGCCUGCAGGUACACAUUUAGGUAAAUUAGUGGAGGCUGAGACAGAGCAAAACAACUCUUACGAGCCACCUAGUGAUGUGGAAGGUAGUCAACAGGGUCAAGGAAGUGUCGAACAUGUACCAUUACAUUUGGAGAAAUUAAUGGAAAAUACAACAAAGGGAUGUUCAGAGGCAGAGACCAAGGAACUAAAAACAUUGUUACUGAACUAUCAGGAUGUUUUCGCUAAAAAUGCCAAUGAUGUCGGGUGCUUCUCCAAGAUUUCCCAUCAGAUUGUUACAGGAGAUGCGUCACCAGUGCGCCAACCAGUGCGGCGAACACCCUUAGGAUUUCAAGAAGAGGAAGAACAACACUUGCAGAGUCUUCUUGACAGUGGAGUUGUAGUACCUUCAACUUCAGACUGGGCAUCACCUGUGGUUCUGGUCAGAAAGAAAGAUGGCGGAGUCAGAUGGUGCAUCGAUUAUAGAAAAUUGAAUGAUGUCACCAGGAAAGACUCAUAUCCACUCCCUAAUAUUGAAGAAUGUUUAGACACCCUUGCUGGCUCUACCAUUUUUUCAACUAUAGACCUCCAGCAAAGAUAUCAUCAAAUUGAAGUGGAUCAAGCAGAUAGGAGAAAAACAGCUUUUUUAACCCGCUACAGGCUCUUCGAGUACACUCGCAUGCCUUUUGGGCUGUGUGGAGCCCUGGGGACAUUUCAGAGAGCAAUGGAGUGUGUUCUUAAAGGUCUGCAAUGGAAUAUGGUAUUGAUUUAUUUAGAUGAUGUUAUAGUUGCUAGCCGCAACAUGCAAGAGCACAUCAUGCACCUCAAGGAAGUGCUUCAAAGAUUUAGAGAGAGCAACUUAAAGCUAAAGCCAUCUAAAUGCCAUUUUUUUCAGCAAAGUGUAUUGUUUUUGGGGCACCGGAUCAGCGCAGAUGGAAUGGAGGCCAACCCUGAACUGACUCGGGUAGUACAAAAUUGGCCUCAGCCUCAGAGUGUUAAGGAUGUACAAUCCUUUCUAGGACUCACCAACUAUUAUCGCAGGUUUAUUGAUAAGUACUCUGAGAUUGCCGAACCACUGUACCAAUUAACAAAGAAGGGUGUGACAUUUAAAUGGAGAGCUGAGCAACAGAAAACAUUUGAUGUUCUAAAAGAGAAGCUUGUUUCUCCACCUGUUUUGGCUUACCCACUGUCUAAGAAUACAUUCAUUCUAGAUACAGACGCCUCCAACUACUGCUCAAUUGGAGCAGUACUUUCACAGUUGCAGGGUGACUCAUAG